UUUGCAGCUAUGCAAGAACUCACACUCUACACGAUCAUAUGUGACAUUCAAUUGAUGGAUUAUAUCAUGUUUUUUAGUCUCUCUCCGUUCGAAGAGAUUUAGAGGAUUUGCUGUCUAUAGCCUAGUCGGCAUGGAAGAGAUUACAGGACACACAAGUGGUUUAUAACAGGACUGUGAUUACUUCUCCGCCAGAUAUAACGGAUUUACAUUUGAAGUACAUUUAUUUUACAAUUACAUAAACUUAUCUGGAACGAAUUAAACUCCCAUGAAUAAAAUGGGAGAUGACAAUGAGCUGCUUGGUGCUUCUGAGUUAAUCAAAGAUCGUCUGUAUUUUGCUACUCUUAGAAGCAAACCCAAGAGCACAGCAAACACACAUUUCUUCAGUACGGAUGAUGAAUUUAUUUAUGAAAAUUUUUAUGCAGAUUUUGGACCACUUAAUCUAGCAAUGCUGUACAGAUACUGCUGUAAACUGAACAAAAAACUAAAGUCUUUUACUCUGUCCAGAAAGCGUAUCAUCCACUACACCAGUUAUGACCAACGAAAGAGGGCCAAUGCAGCCGUCCUCAUCGGUGCUUAUGCAGUUAUCUAUUUAAAGAAAACCCCAGAGGAGGUUUACCGGGCCAUGAUCUCUGGAACUAAUGUGUCAUACCUGCCUUUCAGAGAUGCUGCGUUUGGGAACUGCACAUAUAAUCUAACCAUUUUAGACUGUUUACAAGGAGUCCGCAAGGCCCUGCAGCAUGGGUUCUUUAACUUUGAGAAUUUUGAUGUUGAAGAAUAUGAACAUUAUGAGCGUGUGGAAAAUGGUGACUUUAACUGGAUUGUGCCAGGAAAACUGUUGGCCUUCAGUGGACCUCAUCCCAAAAGCAAAAUAGAGAACGGUUAUCCUCUCCACGCCCCUGAAGCAUAUUUCCCCUACUUCCGCCAGCACAAUGUCACAGACGUGGUGCGACUGAACAAGAAAAUCUAUGAAGGUCAGCGCUUCACAGAUGCCGGGUUUGAACAUCACGACUUGUUCUUCAUAGACGGCACCACACCUAGUGAUUUGAUCACAAGACGCUUUCUGCACAUCUGUGAGAGUGCAAAGGGUGCCGUAGCUGUCCACUGCAAGGCUGGCCUUGGUAGGACAGGUACACUGAUAGGCUGCUACUUGAUGAAGCACUAUCGUUUCACAUCGCCUGAGGCCAUUGCUUGGACACGAAUCUGCAGGCCUGGCUCCAUCAUUGGACCACAACAGCACUUUCUUGACCAGAAGCAGCACAGUAUGUGGGUGCAGGGUGACCUCCAUCGUUCAAAGCUGAAACAACAGCAGCUGACGGAAAGCCGACAGCAGGAGAGAGACAUUUCCCAUCUCAUCUCCAACAUGGACGACAUAUCCAUCGACAGCUCAAUCCUACACAAUCCCACACAGAGUGUGGAUGAGACUGACUACAAAAAAGAGGACAUGAUUCCAACUCAAGGCGACAAACUACUAGCCUUAAAGGGCCAACGCCACCCCAGAUCUACCACCACAACACUCAGUGGGAUAAGCCCAGUUCCAGGCACCAUUUCCCCUCUACGAGCUUCCAAAGCUCCUUUCUUCAUCUCCUCCUCUCCUGCUCCACGGAGACUAACACGCAGCCCUUCCGCUUCUGCCGACAACCUUAAAAGCUUCAAUCCCCAUUUAGCCCACUCCCUCGGCAACCUCUACGAUGACAACAACUUCCAUGACGAUGAAAGCAGCACACAACCUUCCUCCUUUACUCCCUCCUCACCUCCUGCCAUAACCCAAUGCCCCCCUGCACCUCCAUCUGGCUUUGGCUUUGGCUACCCCACCACUGACCCUCGACUGCCUCCUUCCCACUUAAACUACAACCAAGAGGCCAACACCAACCUCAACAGCCCUACUGGAGCUAACACCAUAAAUACUAUACGUACAGUCAGGCCUAUGAACAGAACGGGCUACAGUCCGUUCUCCAGGGGCAGGCCAAGCCCUCGUAGAGGUCCAGUGUGUGCUGGACUCAGUGGGUUUCCAAGACGCUACCUCAGUAGAUCCAUUCCAGUGAGUGAUCGUUUGGCCACAUGCAUUAACAGACUGUGGCAGCCUCUUUGGUUACUCUGUGGCUUUGGUGUUCACUCAUGAGUUCCUCUUAAGGCCAAAGUAUACUUCUGUUGUCUGCGUGGCUGAUCGCAAAUCAUCAGCACAGUCCGCACAGACUGUCCUUGCGCGGCCCACAUUUUGUCGACACACGGACAUUCCUUGUCUGUGCGCACCACCUGCUGUUGACUGUACUAAAAGUGUAUCACAAAGUUGUUGUAGUGGGCAUGCGUCGAACGCGUUCAUAUAUGCUCGCAUUCUAAGGAGUAUACUCGGGGACGGAUUACCGACCGGACCAAUGGGGCCAGUGCCCCGGUGCCCUUGACUACCAGGGGGCCCCUGACUGCCCGGGGUGCCCUGGGCUUUAAGGCUGCAUGAUCUAGUUUGGCGAUUUUUUGGGCAUGAACAACGAACCCCCCCUCUACAACUUUUGGCUAUGAACAACGAACCCAUCUCUCAACAACCCCGCUCAACAACUGGGGGGGGGCUUGGAGAUAAUUGGCCCCAGGGCCUUUGCAAGUCAUAAUCCGUCCCUGAGUAUACUCUGAAAGGCAACGCGGUCGACUCAUGCUCGAUCCGAUCUGAAACGCCAAAAAGAGAGUAUACCCUGGCCUUUAGAGCUCAUUUUUUCCUGCUACUAAUUUUCCUUCAAUUUGUGUUUUAUCAUAAUUUUCCCUCUGCCUUGACUUUAUGCUGUUUCUGUCUGUUACGGGUUUGUUAUUAUUUUGAUCUUGAUGUGACAUUUUUGUAAUGAGUAUGAUUUUAGCAUUUAAGGAAUAAAGAAUAGUUCAUCUAUAAAUGAACGGAAGUAAGUCCAUAUGACUUAUGUGCUAUAUUCCAAGUCUUCUGAAGCAAUACAAUAGGUUUGUGUGACAAAAAGACUGACAUUUAAAGUCUUUAUCCAAGGCGUCAUGUUUUAAUAUAUAAGAACACAAAUGAGAUUUGAAAGCUACAGUGGAGGGAACGAGUAAGUACAUUUUGUCAGCAUUUUUCUAUUUGGGGUGCACUAUACCUUUAACUUUACUUUUAAAUUUUACUCUUACCUUAUAUGUAUCUUUAUAGAAAAGUAUUAUAAGCCAUCAAAGCCAAAACCAAGUGUGCUAUUAUGAUAGUCUUAACUGCAGUUAGGUCACCUUAAAUUUCAAGAUUCAUAUUAUCUCAAUUAUUCUGUUUAGAAGAUCAUUUUACCCUUUGUAACUUUGAAAUGUAAUUUAAUAUAAAUUUUGUAUCUAUUUUUU
This is a messenger RNA of Xyrauchen texanus (razorback sucker), 3312 nucleotides long. It is a transcript of the gene cdc14aa, whose product is annotated as cell division cycle 14Aa. NCBI's taxonomy places the organism in Eukaryota, Metazoa, Chordata, Actinopteri, Cypriniformes, Catostomidae. Gene Ontology annotation, molecular function: protein tyrosine/serine/threonine phosphatase activity; protein serine/threonine phosphatase activity. Gene Ontology annotation, cellular component: mitotic spindle; centrosome; spindle pole. The record is from RefSeq and is a predicted model, not a curated record. The coding region runs from base 266 to 2119 and encodes 617 amino acids. The transcript is spliced from 14 exons. Gene Ontology annotation, biological process: microtubule cytoskeleton organization; positive regulation of cytokinesis; regulation of exit from mitosis.